Molecule: messenger RNA, 897 nt
Organism: Glycine soja
Lineage: Eukaryota; Viridiplantae; Streptophyta; Magnoliopsida; Fabales; Fabaceae
Product: BON1-associated protein 2-like
Exons: 1
Coding region: 243-785 (180 amino acids)
Biological process (GO): defense response
Source: RefSeq, a predicted model, not a curated record
CUCUUCCUUCUCUUAGGUUUCCAAAAACCCUCAUAUUUAACACUUUCAUCUCCCUUCUCCUCUUCCAUUCAACAUUGAAAUCUCCAACAUUCCCACAUCUCUCGUAUACCCUUUUGUCUUUCUUCACUAAGGUAUCUUAUUGAGAGUUCAAGACUAGUCCUUUGAUACGUUGAAUUUCUUUCAAGUAUUGAGAUUCAUUUAAAAAAUCAAUUUUUUGAUAUCUUAUACAUACAUCUAUUGGGAUGUCGAGAACCGUGGAGAUCACAGUUUUGUCGGCAGAGAACCUCCAAAUGAACAAAAAACCCAUUAGAGGGAACGCUUUUGUGACGGUUCAAUCCGACGCUAGCAACGACACAAGUGCCACGAAAGUGGAUUCUGAAGGAGGGAGUUACCCUUCGUGGAACGAGAAGCUUGUGAUGGACGUGCCAUUGCAUGCAAGGUUUAUAACCGUUGAAGUGAAGUGCAAGACAUCAUCGGCGGGGUCGAACAGUAUCGGAGUGGCGAGAAUACCGGUUUCCGAUUUCGUCGGAGGGUACGUGCCGGAAAAUCAAUUGCAUUUCUUGAGCUACAGGUUGUGGGACGGUAAAGUUAGGAGAAACGGGGUUGUAAAUAUUUCGGUGAGAGUGAAAGUGGCACAACAACAACAACAACAACAACAACAUUCGUGUAAUUCGAAUUCUAUGUCGUUGUCGUCGGCGGUAACGGGUGUGCCGGUCGCCGGUAAUGGAUCCACCGGAGUUGUGACGGGGAUUCCAGCUAUUUGGUUAAACUACCAAAGAAAUUAAUCUUUGAAGGGUAAAAAGAAAAUUGGCAAAUUGUUGAUUCAAUUACUACUUGUGAGUUUCCCAGUAGUAUAUAUAUAUAAAUUGUGAAUAUAAGAAAAGAAAUUUACGAGUA